AAAAAAUUAUUAUUAAAUUACAAUUAUAGCAUUUUGUUGUUUAUAUUAGAAUUGUUUGAUUUUACAUAUAAAGUUUCCAAAUAUGAUUCAACUAAUCCAAGUAGAUGACGCGUAAGUUUCAAUAAACAAAAGAAUUUAGACGAUAUGCAAAAUUUGCUGCAAAUAUAUGGAAAAUUUUUUUGUCAUAUUUAUUAUUAAUAUCGCAGCAAAUCAAUAAUUUUAAAAUAAUAAUUUGUUGAGUCAAUAAUCAAAAAGUUGUCAGCAGAGAAAAACUUUGUAUUGAAAUCUAAUAAUUUUCAAAAAAGAAAAAAAAAAACAACAACUAAAAAAAAUGCAGCGAAAUAAAGAAUCGAAGGAAAUCUUAGGACUUAAUCGCAUUACAAAAAAACGUAUAAUGGAAUUAUGCAAAAAAGAUAAACUCUAUCAAACUCCCGAAUUAAAUGAUGUUUUGUAUUUGCACUAUCAGGGAUUUGAAUGCAUUGAGUGCUUGGAAGAUUAUACCGAACUUAAGUGUCUCUGGCUGGAGUGUAAUGCCAUUUCCGAAAUCCAGGGUUUGGAAAAACAAGCGAAACUGAAAUGUCUAUUUCUGCAAAGUAAUUUGAUAAGAAAAAUUGAGAAUUUAGAUUACUGCAAGGAAUUGGAUACCAUAAAUUUGUCUCAGAAUCAUAUAAGAAAAAUUGAGAAUUGUGGUUUUGAGGUAUUACCGGUAUUGAAUACUUUGAAUCUUUCUUCGAAUUAUUUAAAAGAUAGUGAGGGUUUAAGGGAGUUGGAGAAUUGUAAAAAUCUGUCGGUGUUGGAUUUAUCUAAUAAUCGUAUUGAUGAUAUAUUGGUGGUAAAGAUUUUUGGAAAAAUGCCGGAAUUAAAAGUUUUAGUAUUGCAAGGCAAUCCGGUAGUAUCCAAAAUACCACAAUAUCGUAAAACUUUGAUAUUGGAAUGUAAAAAAUUAACCUAUUUGGAUUCAAGACCGGUAUUUCCAAAAGAUAGGGCCUGUGCUGAAGCUUGGAAACGUGGUGGCUAUGAAGAGGAACGCAAAGAGAACGAAAGAUGGAAUCGCCGAGAACGUAAAAAGAUGAGAGAUGGUGUAAAUGCUACCAUACAAUUGCGCAAUAAAAAUCGCAAGCCAGAAGAUCAAAUUUCCUUAAUACCCUCCUCAGAUUCUGAAGAUGAAUCGAAAAAUACAGAAAAGAAAAAUUUGCAAAAUCGUGAGAAUAUGGAAGUUGAAAUAGAUAGCAUAUGGGAUGAGGUGGCAGAGGACAAACAUUCGGAGAGAUCUUCUAGUUCGGUUACUAGCGGUGAGAGUAAAGUUUCCGAUUCUACACAAAGUUCUGAGAGUAAUGAAGAAGAACAGGAGGCUGUUAACAAAAUAGAGGUUAAAGAGGAUGAAAAGAGAAUGUUGGCAGAGAUUUCUAGUUCUGCUAAUAGUUCUGACACCAAAGACAAAGUUGAGUCUGUAAUAGAUCAACAACAGAAAAUAUCGGAAGAAAUUACAGUAGAAGAAGAAGAAGUUGAAAUACUAAAAGAAUCGAAGAACAUUUUGGAACCUGAAAAGUUGACCAGUUCUACUUUAACUAGUCUGAAUAAGGAGAAAGAUUCUACUGAUGCUAAUCGAACCACUGCAGAGUCAAAACUUGAAAAUUUCUCAGAACCUCCAACUAAAAAAGUUCAAUUACAUAUUGAAUAUUAUAAUAGUUUAGAUAUCUGUUCUGGAAAUUUGAAAAAUACUUCUAUGGCUCAUAUAGAAGAAGGUAAAGGGUGCCAAGAAUCUGAGUUACAUUGUCCGUUUAGUAAGUUGGAAGAAGAGACUCGUAAAUUCUCAAAUUUCCCAGAGUCUUCUACACAAAAACUUCAAUUAUCAAUUGAAAACAGUAAAGAUUUAGACAACAGCUCUGAAAGUAUGAAAAGUACUCCUAAGCUAAGUCUAAUUAAGGAAAUAGAGCCCCAAGAACCCAAAUUAAGUACCUCGCAUAAUGUCUUAAACCAAGGCAUACCAAAAACAGAUAAUUUCCUAGAAUCUUCAAGCAAACAAGUUCAAUUAUAUAUUGAAAAUUGUAAAGGAUCCGAAAACCCUAACACUUACCUUAAUAACGAUUACCUUAAAGAUUCUUCGGAGAACUAUCAAACUACUAUUGAAGCUAUAAGAAACGUAACAGAAUCUAAUAAUUCUCCGGAAGUUUCUUUCACAAAAAAUAACGAAACUCUCAAUACAUCUCAAGAAAAUGUUGAAGAUAAUUAUGAUUCCCUUCAGGAAAUGGAAGAUACCAUGAAUAUGUUGAAUCAGAAGAGUGAAGAACAAACAUCAUCUUUGUUAAAACCCCAAAAAGACCUAGAGAAAUAUCUUAAUAAAUGGGAAAAUGAUCACGAACGUUUACAAGUCAAUCAGAAAGUAAGAACAGAUUUUGAAAAGUUAUCGACAAAUUUAAAUAGUUUUGUGGAACAAUUAGAUCAGGAACAAAAACAAAGACAAGAAAUUUUUAAAGCUUUAUAUGACAAAAAUAUAGCGCCUAAAGAAAGCAGCCCAGAAAGUAGCGCUAGUGAAGAGAAAGAUCACUUAGAGGAAUGGAAGUUGGAACGAAUGAUUGAUCUGUGGGAUAGAGAUACAAAUUUGAAGAAAUACUCAACAGAAAACAAACCGAAAGAUUUAAAAGAUACUUUCCAAAAUGUUCCAACAAAUAUUAUAAAAGCAGAAGAAGCUUUAAAUGAUUCCUUAGAAAGUGUUGCAGCAAAAACUGAAGAACCCCCUACCUACUAUAUACCCAUGGAUGUAUCUAACUUAACUCGCAAAUCUAAUGAGGCUUUAGAUUCCCUCGAAAGAGAAUCUAAAGAAUUGAAGAGAUUGCUGCAACAAUUGGAGGAUAAAAAUGAAGAUCUCUUUAAAGAUAUCAAUGCGGAAAUGAAAUGUGAAAGAGAACAAAAUCACCCAGAGAAUCCAGAAAAAGAAAGUGAAGAAACAGUACAGGAUAAUAGAGAAAAACAAACUCAUGAAAAGGAUGAUUACAAAACAAAUGAUCCAGCUGAUAGUAUGGAAUCGAAAUCAGAAAUAAAAUGCGAAAUAGAGGAAAGUAUCCCCGAGAAAAAUGAAGAUCGUUUUAAAGAAUGGAAUGCAGAAAUAAUAUGUGAAAGAGAAGAACGUAUUCCAGAGCAAGAGGGAAAAGAAAGCGAAGAAAUGGAAAAGGAUAACAUAGAUAAACAAACAUAUAAGAAAGAUAAUUAUAAAGCAAAUCAAAAAGAUUUUAAAACAGAUCAAGUUGAACCAAAUCUUGUUAAAAGAGAAGAAGCAGUUGAAGACGAAAGAGAGCAGCCACAAAUUGUAUCAACAAUUGUAGAAGAACUAAUAAAAUCUCUAGAAUUAAAACAAAAAUCUUAUAAAUUUCCCGAAUCUUUGGAAAACCGCGAAGUAGAACCUUCUACUAAAACUCAACAUUCACAGCAAAGUGUUUCUGAAAAUCUUCCGGAUUUCUUGAAAACAUUCAAUCAAUUCUACCAAGCUGUUGAAACUACAAAUCAGGAAAAGAAUAAACUUCCGGAAGCUAAAGAAAAACCAAAGUCUGAGGUUUUAAAAGAACUUUCCAAACAAACAAAUCUAAAAGUAUUCAAUAUUGAUACUCUUGAAAGUUUGGAUGCUCAAUUGGCCGAAAUGAAAAGAGUGGAACAUGAUAGAGUACGACGUAUGGUUGGCAGGGUGUAUGCUCAAAAAGAUCGCUAUAAUGAUACUUUGGAGUUAGUUGAGGGCAAGCUAAUGGUGCGCCAUCAUGAUACACAAGAACUGAAGGAGCUAACACAACCUGUUAUGCAGGAAUCAAGUGAAAGUGAGGUUGAAUAUGAUACCGCACAGUCAGAGGAAGAGGAUUAUAAUAGCGGCUCUAAAUUUGAAAAAAGUUUGAAGCGUAAACCCUAUAAGCCUAUAGCACGCAAAUCCAGUGAGGAUCUUAUAAUACAAGCUUUAAUAGCUAAUAAGUCCCACAAAGCUUCCGAUGAUAGUGAGGAGAGUAAUGAUGAUGAUGAAUUCUAUUCUUUAGAUCCUCAAGAUACUGCAAAUCUUUAUAAAGAAAUCGAUAAAGAAUUUUUUCAUAAAUUAACUCUAGAAAAUUUAAAAUUCUCACACCAAGAUGAGAAUCAUAUUGUUCAAUGUGCCCGAAGCUAUGAGGAAUUGAAACAUUGUUUAUCCUUAAAAAAAGAAGAGAGAGGCUUAACCGAGGAAGAAAAUGAUUUGGUAGAAGAUAUGAUCGAAGGAAAAUGUUUAAAACUUAAGGAGAAACCAGAAACUUCACACAAUAAUCAAGAUCGAUCGACAGAAGAACAAUUGUGGCUUGAUAAAGUGACUCUGAAAUCGGAAGAUCAGGGAGUUAAGAAUGAAAUAGAGCUAAAAUCUAGCAAAGAGGCUAUACAAUUAUUUAACUAUAAACCUAAUACAAAUACUGAUCAGCUGUUAAGUGCGCCAAGUUUUCGAGACCCUAAGCCUGAAGAUUCGGAGCAUAUGAAAACACCAUCGGAAGAUGAAUGCGAAAACCUAAUGAAAGCCAUAUUGCUCAAGAAACUUGCAGAGCAAAGAGAAAGAGAACAUUUUUAAAAGAGAAAAACCCGAGCUUAAGAAAAACGAUCUUGAAUCCGUUUUGAGUUAUGAGCGUUCAAGUGAAGAAGAAAAAAAUGAAAUCGAAAGUAAUAUUGAUUUUGAAAGUGGAGCUUCCAAUAAAAAAACAUACAAUUGUCAAACAAAAGAUGUAUUAAAAGAUGAAGAACUAGGAACUGAAGAAGAAACUGUAAAUGUUACUGAAGAUUUAAUUACGGAAGUAUGUUUACCGAAUGAUGAUGUCGUUGGGGGCAAUUCAGCUGGUGUAGAGAUUUUGGAAUGUAAUUUAGAAAUUAUUGGCUGCAAUGAUGAGUUGGUGGAUACUAUAACCGUUAAUGCUGAAGUACAUUUUUAAAGAAAUACGGAUUCUUGUUUUAUUUUGUAAUUUUCG
Messenger RNA from Lucilia sericata (common green bottle fly), 4958 nucleotides. It is a transcript of the gene dtr, whose product is annotated as dynein assembly factor 1, axonemal homolog. Lineage: Eukaryota; Metazoa; Arthropoda; Insecta; Diptera; Calliphoridae. Gene Ontology annotation, molecular function: protein binding. The transcript has 7 exons. The record is from RefSeq and is a predicted model, not a curated record. Bases 332 to 4567 code for a protein of 1411 amino acids.